GCUUGCGCCGGCGGGCGCGAAGGGCUGCCCUCCUCACCCUUUCUGCACCGCUACCGGCCGUUUGGCGAACGCUGCGGUUGACUGCGCCGCUCUAGGCGCAGCUCAGCAAGCUGAAUUCAACAGUGCGAGGCGCUCUGCUUGGAGCAAUUCGGCUGCCCAUUGAACAGGCCCGGGGCAGCUGCCCGAAGCGCAUCGCUGCGCGGGGAUCGCUAUCGCCCCGACCGCGCAUCGCUGCGCAUUGAACGCCCCGCGGCGAGAGCGCGCGCCGCGGAGGUGUGGUAGCAGUGCCAGAGCAACACCGCCAGCCUCCCGUGCUGCGCCGCGAGGGAGCGGCGGGCCGUCGGACGGUGAGCCGCCCGGACGUCGACGAGGCCCCGAUACGCCAUCGGCGCGCGCGACAAGGAUGGACGCCUCGGGCCUCUCCGUCGCGUCGGCGGCGACGGCCGACGCCAUGGAGAGCGAUUUGGACGUGAGCGGCCACAACUUGACUGCGGCCAUCGCACCGCCGAGCGCCACCGUCCCGCCCCAGCAGACGCUCGAAGAUCUCGAGGCGAAGCGCAAGAAGCGCCUCGAGCUGAACCGCAAGGCGGCCCAGGAAUCUAGACGAAGGAAGAAGAUGAAGGUCGAGGAGCUGCAGCGAAACGUCGCGGCGCUCACGCGAGAGAACGAGCAACUCCAAGCCGAGCACGACCGCCUCACGGAAGAAUUGCGACGGGACGACCCCGAGACGAGCGGCGAGGUCGACGCCUUCCAGGCCCAGAACGCGGCGCUGCGCUUAGCGAUUUACGAGGAAAUUGAACGGCUGGUCGGCGCGAUGCCGCCUUCAGCAGCUGGAGAGUAGCGCCGACUCUUGUACAUACGCCCCUACCCCGCUGUUCUACUGCUCCGUAAGCUCGACUUAUGUCUAAUCA
This is a messenger RNA of Pelagomonas calceolata, 911 nucleotides long. Lineage: Eukaryota; Pelagophyceae; Pelagomonadales; Pelagomonadaceae. The record is from the annotation of a GenBank genome assembly.